Fonsecaea monophora is the source of this 1656-nucleotide messenger RNA. RefSeq lists its product as hypothetical. The transcript has 3 exons. Bases 1 to 1656 code for a protein of 551 amino acids. NCBI's taxonomy places the organism in Eukaryota, Fungi, Ascomycota, Eurotiomycetes, Chaetothyriales, Herpotrichiellaceae. The record is from RefSeq and is a predicted model, not a curated record.
AUGGCCAUCCUAUGGCAUCAUAAGCUCGCUCUCAUCAUUUCCCUCCACACCACCCUCCUUCUCGCCCAACUCCAAUGCCCACCCUUGGGCCCCAUCCUACCCGCGCCGACGAACCUGACGCACAACAACAAUAACAACUCUACACUCUCCCAAGUCCUCGCGGCCAUCACCACGCAACUCCAAGCUUACAGCUCGCAACUCAACGCCACAGCGCUGUCCGUGGGCGUACGGUCAAUCCACGAACCUGCCCCAGUGUUGAGCUUCCACCACACGCCCACGACGUUCAACACGAGCGGCACGCACAAGGUCAACGGCGACACCGUGUACGCAAUUGGCAGCGCGACCAAGCUCUUCACCGCGCUGUCGAUCCUCCAGCUCCAGGGGAAAAUCAACCUCGCGGACCCGAUCACGAAAUAUGUGCCCCGGCUCGCGCAGAUGGAUGGGAGCCACGAUGACCCGUUGACGAGGGUUGAUUGGGACAGUGUCACGGUGGAUGCUCUCGCGAGCCAUUUGGGUGGUAUUGGUGCAGACCAUUUCUUCAACAACUUCGCUCGCCGGCCGCCCGUGUACGCCCCCUCGACCACCCCCGUGUACUCGAACAUCGGGUACGCGCUGCUCGGGCGCGUCAUCGAGAACGUCACCGGAAAGACGUACGCCGCGUACCUGGAAGACGCGGUCUUUGGGCCUGCGAACCUGCGUCGUACGUCCCUGGGGGCUCCCGCCAACACGUCCCUGGGAUUCAUCCCCGCCGAGACGAAUUGGUGGGGGACACCGCUGGGGUAUGAGAAUAGCUCUGGCGGGAUAUACUCGACCAACAACGACCUCCUGUCCUUUGGCGCGGCGAUCCUCUCCUCAAAGCUCCUCGCCUCACCAGCCAAGACGCGCGCGUGGCUGAAACCCAAGACCUUCACCUCGUCGCCAGGCGUGUCGGUGGGGGCACCGUGGGAGAUUGCGCGCGGCGAGAACCUCACGGCUGACGGCCGCCUGAUCGACCUGUACACCAAGACCGGCAAUCUGGGCGACUACACGGCCAUACUGGCGCUGGUGCCAGACUACGACCUCGUCGUGGCCAUCAAUCUCGCAGGUCCGGAGAGCUCGAUCGCGGCGAUCCAGGUGAUUUUCUCGAUGCUGGUGCAGGCGCUGGUGCCAGGCGUGGCUGAGGUCGGGCGCAGCGACGCCGAGCUCAAAUACGCAGGGACAUACACGUCGUCAUCCUCGUCUUCUGCCGGUUCCAACGCCAACGCCACGAGCACCAUCACCCUCUCCGUCGACGACUACGGUCUCGUCGUCUCAGACUUUGUUGCGCGCGGCAUCGACGUCCGCAGCCCCGAUACCGGCUACGCCGCCCUCGCCGGCUCAUCUGAUAACACCACCACGACGAUCCGACUAUACCCGACAAACCUCGCGGCGGGGAACCAAACGGCCUGGCGCGCCGUGUACCAGACCAGCAGCGCGGCAGAGCUGGCGGCGUUUGACGCUGAGCUCUUUUUCCCCGGCGGUAGCUGCCAAUCGUGGACAGCCGUCGAUUUGCAGACCUACGGGUUCGAGGCGCUCGAUUACUUCGUCCUGACGGCCGACUCGGACGGCGUGGUUGUUCGCGUGGAGCCCAGGGCGUGGCGGCUCGUGAUGGAUAGGACGGCCACGUCGGGACGAUGA